CGCCUAUAAAUGGCCCUCCACCCUUCGAACUCCUUCUAGAUAACGCUGUCCUUCUUUUCCCUUCCUCCGAUCCUCAUCACCUUGGAAGCCUCUUCUAUCGCUCUCCACGUGAAUCUUCUCACCUCCCCCUCGUGACCCGCCGAAUCCAGUCAUCCAUUUCGAAUCGCCGUUCUUGCGGAUCCGAUCGGACGCCGGCAGUGGUGGCAGCGACGCAUUCUGGGCGGAGUUGGGCGCCGGAGAGCGGUGGCGAUGUCGCCACACGCGAAGAAUGAGUCACAGGAGAUCGAGUACGAGUUGGAGGAGCCGAUGGGAUCGUCGCGGGGGAUCCGCUGGUCCCUGAUCACCUCCGACUUCGCCAUCGGUCCCCUCCGCCGCCGGGCGCACAGCCACGAGAAGCUUCUCGAGCGCUUCGUCAUCGAACCCGAUAACAAGUGGUACCAGCUGUGGACGAGGUUUAUACUGGUAUGGGCAUUGUACUCGUCCUUCUUCACGCCGAUAGAGUUCGGCUUCUUCAGGGGGCUCCCGAACAACCUCUUCUGGCUCGACUUCGCCGGCCAGGUGGCCUUCCUCGUCGACAUCUUCGUCCAGUUCCUCGUCGCCUACCGUGACUCUCACACCUACCGCAUGAUCUACAAGCCCACCUCCAUUGCUGUCCGGUACGUGAAGUCGAGCUUCGUCUUCGACUUACUUGGCUGCUUUCCUUGGGAUGUUAUCUAUAAGGCAUGCGGAAAUAAAGAAGAAGUGAGGUACCUUUUAUGGAUUCGAUUAACUCGAGUACGCAAAGUCACAGAUUUUUUUCAGAAGAUGGAGAAAGACAUCCGCAUCAACUACUUGUUUACAAGAAUUGUUAAACUCAUAGUUGUGGAGCUCUACUGCACGCAUACAGCUGCCUGUAUAUUUUACUACCUUGCAACAACUUUGCCAGCAUCCAUGGAAGGCUAUACGUGGAUGGGGAGCUUAAAGUUGGGUGAUUAUAGCUAUUCGCACUUCAGGGAUAUUGAUCUCGGAAAGCGUUACAUAACAUCAUUAUAUUUUGCCAUAGUCACAAUGUCAACUGUUGGUUAUGGAGACAUACAUGCAGUUAACCCCAGGGAGAUGGUAUUCAUCAUGAUUUAUGUUUCUUUUGAUAUGAUUCUGGGAGCUUACCUUAUUGGCAACAUGACUGCAUUGAUUGUGAAAGGAUCAAAGACAGAAAGGUUUAGGGACAGAAUGAAAGACUUGGUUAAAUAUAUGAACAGAAAUAAACUUGGAAAGGAGAUUCGUGACCAGAUCAAAAGUCAUGUACGCUUGCAAUAUGAAAGCAGCUACACAGAGGCUUCUGUGCUUCAGGAUCUCCCAGUUUCAAUUCGUGCUAAGAUAUCCGAAACAUUAUACAAACCAUAUAUUGACAACGUUCCUCUGUUUAGCGGAUGCUCAGAAGAAUUCAUUCACCAGAUUGUCCGCAAUCUCGGUAUCGGGCACCGUAUCGGCACCUCAUCGGUUUGGUAUGGUCGGUACGUCUCAGUACGAGUCGAUACGCACCUCGGUAUAGGUCGGUACAUCUCGGUAUGGAGUUUAUACCGACUUGAAGUUAAGUUUUAUACCAAUUUUCUUCCGGCACGGUACGAUAAGAUUAUCAAGCUGCAGGAAGAGUUUUUCCUUCCAGGAGAGGUGUUAUUGGAACAGGGAGAUGCAGUAGAUCAGCUAUAUUUUGUCUGCCAUGGUAAGCUGGAAGGAGUAGGAAUUGGUGAAGAUGGAUCAAAAGAUACAGUUUUGACCCUGCAGCCCAACAGUUCCUUUGGAGAAAUUGCGAUUUUGUGCAACAUUCCUCAGCCUUUCACUGUUCGUGUUUGUGAAUUGUGUAGACUUUUGCGAAUUGAUAAACAAGUCUUCACAAAUAUUCUACAAAUUUACUUUGUAGAUGGUCGGAGAAUUUUGAACAAUCUUCUAGAGGGCAAUGAUUCCAAUCGAAUCAAGCAACUGGAAAGUGAUAUUACAUUCCAUAUCACUAAGCAAGAAGCUGAGCUUGCUUUAAGAGUAAACAGUGAUGCUUUCUAUGGAGAUCUGCAUCACCUUAAAGGUUUGAUCCAAGCAGGAGCAGAUCCUAAUAAGACUGAUUAUGAUGGACGCUCACCCUUGCAUCUUGCAGCAGCAAGAGGGCAUGAAGAUAUCACUCUAUUUCUCAUCCAAGAAGGCGUGGACAUUAACCUUUCUGACAAUUUUGGAAACACACCCUUGUUUGAGGCUAUCAAGGAUGGACAUGAUCGAGUGGCUUCUUUACUCUUUAGCAGAGGAGCACAAUUAAGUCUUAAAGAUGCUGGUAGCCAACUUUGUGCAGCUGCUGCAGAGGGGGAUUCAGAUUUUAUCAAAAGAGCUUUAUCUUACGGUGUUGAUCCAAACUCAAAAGACUAUGAUCACCGCACAGCGCUUCAUAUAGCUGCUGCUGAGGGAUUAUAUUUCAUAGCAAAGUUGCUUUUAGAUGCUGGGGCAAGUGUUUUUGCUAUGGACAGAUGGGGAGCUACACCAUUGGAUGAAGCACGAAAGAGCGGAAACAAAUCCUUGAUGCUGCUGCUAGAAGGUGCAAAGUCUGAUGAGCUCUCCAAAUUUCCUGAACGUGCUCGGGAAGUUCAAGAUAAAAUGCAUCCAAGGAGGUGCACAGUGUUUCCUUUUCACCCAUGGGAUUCGAAAGAAGAGAGAAGAGAGGGAGUCAUGCUAUGGAUCCCAUGCACCAUGGAGAAGCUCAUUAGAUCCUCUAGAGAGCAACUAAAGUCUUCAGGUUCACGUAUACUGUCAGAAGAUGGGGCCAGGAUUCUUGACGUAGAUAUGAUAUCUGAUGGCCAGAAAUUGUAUCUAGUUGCAGAUCAAGAAACAAGUACACAUAACAACCAGCAUACUUGAAUUGCAUGUACACACAUUAUUCUAUAAAAUAAUAGUUAUCAUUUGUUUCAUGCC
Phoenix dactylifera (date palm) is the source of this 2931-nucleotide messenger RNA. RefSeq names its product potassium channel KOR1. Gene Ontology annotation, cellular component: membrane. Lineage: Eukaryota; Viridiplantae; Streptophyta; Magnoliopsida; Arecales; Arecaceae. Gene Ontology annotation, molecular function: protein binding; voltage-gated potassium channel activity. Gene Ontology annotation, biological process: potassium ion transport; transmembrane transport. The record is from RefSeq and is a predicted model, not a curated record.